Molecule: messenger RNA, 1095 nt
Organism: Trichomonas vaginalis G3
Lineage: Eukaryota; Parabasalia; Trichomonadida; Trichomonadidae
Product: armadillo (ARM) repeat-containing protein family
Exons: 1
Coding region: 1-1095 (364 amino acids)
Source: RefSeq, a predicted model, not a curated record
AUGUCGAAUCCAAAAACAAUAAUAAUGAACCUUCAACAGUAUGGUAAUGAUAUCCCUGACUUAGGAUUUGAUUUCUUUAACUUUUGUUUAACUUUAUUGGAGGAUGCAAAAGUAGGAAUUCCAAUUUGGGAAUUUUUAUUACAAAAUUCGAAAAACAACUUAAGCAAUAUAUCCUCGCUGAACUUGUUAGAAGUAUUUAUGGAUAAACUUCCUGAAUCUUUGUGUUGCAUCGAUUUAUUACUUUCGAUUGACGAAAACGAGCUGCGCGCAUUCACAGAAAAGAAAAUGUUCGACUAUAUAGUAUGCAAUUAUGCGAAUAUCAAUCCAUUUGUAGUUUCUAGCUUAUUUUGUAAAGUUUCGAGACAAAUCUUUGAAACGGAUUUGGAAGAUGAAAAACUAAGGAACUUUUUGAAUUUUUUGGCUGAUACGAAUCUCCCAGAAGUGAAUUAUACCCUGCUGAAAGGAAUUAAAAAUUUGGCAAAAAUUUCUCACUACAAUGGUCUAUUUUUGUCUCAUAUCAUCAUAGGUCAUUUCUCAUUAUAUUGUGAAGAUUCCAAAAUACUGAAAAUUGCUUUAAGUUCUUUAUCUGAUUCUCUUUCUGUUGAUACACAGGAAAUUCCCAACUUUUCUGAGUUCUGGAUCCUUGCUUUAGACAUUUUGCAUUCUGAUGAUGAAGAAAUGAUAUCCUCAAUUUGCAAUUUUUUUGAAUCUUCAAUAAUUGAAUUUUCAAAGACAAUUUAUCCUAAUCAGGACAUAGUCAAUAGAUUUUUGGAGUUAUCAAACUCAGGAAACUUCCAAAUUAAGAGGAGAUCUUUGAUGAUUUUAGUAGAAUUGUGUAAAAUUGGAAAUAUCGAUGAAAUGAAGUAUAUUGUUGACAACGGAGCACUAGAAAUAUUUUUCGAGUAUAUUGAAGAAGCAAAAGAUGACGAAAGAACCGAAAUUCUGCAAACAAUUUAUAGAAUUCUUUUAGAUUACGAUUCAAUGCCAGAUGAGCUCUAUGUUGCAAUUCAUGACCAAAUGGAACAGAUUUGUGACUUUCUUGACCAAGAUAAUGAUAUAGAAACUGAAUUAUAUGAUUCUAUUAUGAAAUAUUAA